CAGCGCGCCUAUGACCGUCCGUCCAUGUGACACUAGCUGCUGCGCCUCCUGUGCGUGUUGCGUGCGAGUUGCGGGACCAAUCGUGCGAUUGGAUUGAUCCUGUGGUGUCAAGGAGUCGUGCGGGUUUUCAGGGGCGAAUUUUGUAUGCCGUUCGCGACCGCGGCCCGUGCCCGAGAUACUUGCAUGUCAGCCCGCGUCAGCGUCGAGCGCGUGAUCUAACUAUGAUCAAGCUAUUCUCGUUGAAACAAGCAAAAAAAGAUGGCGAGUCACCCAAGGCUGGCACCCAGAAGAAGGCGUCCGCGGCACAGCUGAGAAUCACAAAAGACAUAAACGAACUGAAUCUCCCGAAAACAUGUGGCACGGAAUUCCCGGAUCCCGACGAUUUGCUAAGCUUUAAAUUAAUCAUCUGUCCAGAUGAAGGAUUUUACAAAGGUGGUAGGUUCGUAUUUAGUUUCAAAGUCGGGCCCAACUACCCGCACGAGCCACCUAAGGUAAAGUGCGAGACUCAGGUUUAUCAUCCUAAUAUCGAUUUGGAUGGUAAUGUGUGCCUCAAUAUUUUGAGAGAGGACUGGAAGCCUGUGCUCACGAUUAACUCCAUUGUCUAUGGUCUCCAGUAUCUCUUCUUAGAACCAAAUCCUGAGGAUCCAUUAAAUAAGGAUGCGGCUGAAGUUUUACAGAACAACAGAAGGGCUUUUGAACAGAACGUAGCAAAAGCGAUGCGGGGUGGUUACGUAGGAUCCUAUUAUUUUGAACGGUGUCUCAAGUGAUACAGUGCCUCGCCGUCAAUACUGUACACGCUUCUCCAAGGACUCACUGUAGGUGAAGAGAUCCUGAACUACGGAAUGAAUGCAGGACCGCACGGUGUCCUCAUUAUCACCUGCGUGAUAACAUUAACAUAUUUACUUUCUUUGUGUCUUGCCAGGCCUAUAUAUAUUUAAUUUGGAGAAAGUACUUUUUGUUGCGGCAUACCCAGGAACGAAUUGAAUGCCAUCGUUCAUUGUUUUUCCGAUGAUUACCAAUAAAUGUUUAUCGGCCAUGGCAUUAUUUUAGUGAAUUUGAAGUGCAGUGUUGAAGGGAAUUGUAGAAUUAUAGUUUGACAUUCGGCAGAUAAUAGAUGUUACGACGUGAGAUAUCCGAUUACCUUGCGUACAAACAAUUCCGGACUCAAAAUUGGAAAGUUUCCGGAAUUUUUAAAAUUUGUUUUUAUAGAUUAUAUACUUUAAUUUAUGAAGUAUUUAUUUUCUAGGGGGGGGGUGGGGGGAGGACUGGGAGCAUCCUAUUUUCAUAAUGUCACCGUAGCAUCUAUCAAAAUCUGCUUUUCAUUCAAUUAAUGUAACAAGUAACUUAUGUAUUGACUGAGAAUGGAAUAUAAGGCUGUUACAAAACUGCUAACUGUUUCGUUUGGAUUUUCGCAAACAGCAUAUUUUUACACCCGACAAAACGGAGAUCUCUUUCUGAUAAACGUAAAAAUAAUCUACGUCUUAUUUUUUAAUAAAACAAGUUUGAAUUUAUUUCACACUAAGUGAGGAUAUUGGUAUACUUUAUGUACAAACCUUACAGCGAUUAACUAACAAUCAUGAGAUUACAAUCGUGGAGAUUUGUUAUGCUACAAAAUUUAAUUUAUUAUUAUAUUUCAUAAUUAUACUAGAAAUGUUGGAAAGUAUAUUUUGAACGUCACGCUUGUACAGAGUCUAUACAAAAUAAUUGAGCAUAUCUCAAUGUAGUUUAGAAAAAUUGAUACAUGCAAGAAUCACAGAAAUACUUGUAUAACAAAGUGUGUUGAAAUGUGCCACCCAUACUUCUUUCUGCUAUUUGCUCUUGUAUUGAUGUAUAAAUUGGAAUAUUUAGAUACCGUCAUAUAUAUUUCUCCACAAUCCGUAUGUAUUUUGGAAUUCAUAAUAAAUAUGUAUAAUCACUGAUAAAAAUAAAAAAAAGAUAAUUAAAUAAUCUGUAUUUACACAAAUAUUUAUGGAAAAUAAUUUUAAUUAUAACUACAAAUUAUGUCACAAUAAAAUUAAUGUUAAUAUAUUUCUGGAUGUUUUUAUUUCAUUCAAAAAAUAAUCUAUGAUUGUGAAUUCCAAUUACUAUACGAUUGCAUAUAUUUUGUUGUUUACUAAAUAUAUCUAAUUAGACAGAUGUAAGAAAGAGCUAAAUGCUAAUCCACAAACAUAUUGUAAACUUCAGAAAUAAAGGAUCUUGGAUAAAUAAAUAAA
Solenopsis invicta (red fire ant) is the source of this 2213-nucleotide messenger RNA. It is a transcript of the gene UbcE2M, whose product is annotated as NEDD8-conjugating enzyme Ubc12. The transcript is spliced from 4 exons. NCBI's taxonomy places the organism in Eukaryota, Metazoa, Arthropoda, Insecta, Hymenoptera, Formicidae. The record is from RefSeq and is a predicted model, not a curated record. Bases 222 to 767 code for a protein of 181 amino acids.